CCCCGUCAGUUGUCCAUGGAUACGCGAGAGCGCGCGCUGCAGAAGAAACUUGAAGAAGCAUGCAGAAAGUUUGGAGUCAAACUAAUCUCAUCUGGACAAAGGACAGACCUGAACUCACCGAGGCUUCACAUGGACGUCCUGAAGAUGUUGGCGCUGCCUCUUCUCAUCACGUUACUGCAAAGUCCUGUGUGUCUGUCAGUGACAGUCAGCAGCAGUAAACCUAAAGUAGAGGUCCAUGAGCACUCAGACGCCGUGCUUUCCUGCGAGUUCCGGACCGAGAAAGAUCAGAGCCCUCGAAUCGAGUGGAAAAGGAAAGGGAAGGGAGUCACAUUUGUGUACUUCAAUCAGAAAUUUACUGGAUCUUAUGCAGGACGAGCAAAGAUAGAAGGAGCGACCAUGACAAUACACUCUGUCAGUCAGAAAGACUCCGGGGAGUACCGCUGUGAGGUCACUGCGAGCGAGGACCACGUCAACCUGGGAGAGGCCACCGUAACCCUGAACGUGCUCGUGCCACCUCAUGUCCCGUCCUGUGAGGUGCCGACCUCGGUGUUUGUGGGCGGAGGCCUCGACCUCCUCUGUAAGGAUAAACUCAGCGUUCCUCCUGCCACCUACCGCUGGUUCAAAGACAACAAGGCUCUGGUGGCCAACGCUGAUACUCCAUACAACAUUGACACAAACAAAGGCACUCUGAAGUUUAACAGUGUGUCCAAAGCGGAUGCAGGGAUGUACCGCUGCGAGUCCUCCAACAAUGUGGGGGUGCCAAAGAGCUGUGUGGCCCAGCAGCUGAAAGUCAUUGAAUAUCCUUUGAAUAUGACAGUUUUGAUAGCAGGAGCUGCAGGUUUUGUGACGCUCACACUCCUCUGCUGCAUCUGUGUGUGUGUCUGCCGACGCCGAGGCUGCUGCAAGAGGAACAAGAAAACAAAAAGCUCAAAGUCCUACAACCCUCCUCCACCUCCUCCUCCUCCCAUCCGCAACCUCAAGCACUACAAACAAACGCAGUCCUUCAUGAUCUGAGGAGGAAGAACUCUCUGACUAUGACUUCUACAGACAAUCGGAUGUGAAAACACACAUCUAAACGUUUGGAUUUGGAUCUCAGUCUUUCAAAUGCUUUAACAGAUAAUAUCUUUCACACAGGUGUUUUUCUUGAGUGCGUCCAAGGCAUGUCAGAAAAUCGUAUUCCAACUCCUCUCAGACGUCAGGGUCAAUGUUCAGCGAUUAUUGAUAAUAACCUGCUCAUCUCACCAACUGGGUGCUUAUCCUGGAUUAGUGUCAAAUAUAAGAAAACGGUAAGGACAGCACUCCAAACUGUUCUUUUUUAAAGCCAGCACCACAAUGAAGUUUUAGCUCUCUUAUGCCACCUACAGGCACAUCAGUGGAACACAUCCUCACUGAUGAUUUCACAAGUUUGUACAGAAUGUAUACUUCCUCUUUUUUUGUUCCAUUUUUUUUUAAUACAGAUUCAGAAGUGUUGUUUUAUAUGAUAUAUUAUCUUUUUUUAAAUCAUGUUGUGUGGUCGUGGUGAUCUUAUGAUUUGUCUUCGUUUAAUAUUUGGCUGUAUAUAAAUUCAAAUAAUGUGAAUUGAAUGGCAAAUUGAACAGGUGUCUGCACACUGAACGGUGCUGGUAAGCUCUCAGUCUAUUUCUCUUUAUUGAUUAACAUUAAAUGAAAUUGGCUGACUGGUAUUCAAGCCUAGGUAUUGGUAUUGGUACUGACUGGUAUUCAAGCAAAGCUUAAAUAUCAGUGCAAAAAAAAAAAAAGUAAUUACUCAAGUUAUACUUUUGAACUGCGAGAUCAAGAAUCUACAAUUUUUUUGUAUAUAAAGUAUUUAAUCUUGAUGACACAGUUCAUGUCCAUGAUAAUAAACUGUAAUAAGUACAUUCUGUAUGACUAAAUGUAUAUAUAUGAAAAAUAAAGUGGACACAUCUCUAAUCAGAUCAGUGUUGUGAGUGUGUUAGCAUUGAAUGCUUCCUGUGCCUUAGCCUCACAGAGCAGAAAGCAUUUCUGAUUAGGUCUUGCAACAGAGUAUUAAAAAAAUACACAAUGA
This is a messenger RNA of Labrus mixtus (cuckoo wrasse), 2044 nucleotides long. It is a transcript of the gene jam2b, whose product is annotated as junctional adhesion molecule 2b. Bases 16 to 1014 code for a protein of 332 amino acids. The record is from RefSeq and is a predicted model, not a curated record. Gene Ontology annotation, cellular component: cell surface; protein complex involved in cell adhesion; tight junction. Gene Ontology annotation, biological process: leukocyte tethering or rolling. Lineage: Eukaryota; Metazoa; Chordata; Actinopteri; Labriformes; Labridae. The transcript is spliced from 10 exons.